GGGCGGGCGCAUGGAGCGCGGCGCGGUGCGGCGCCUCGCCGCCCGGCUGGGCCUCGCCGAGCCCCGCGUCGUCAGAAAAGCUGAAGAGUACCUGCGGCUAUCCCAGGUGAAGUGCACGGGACUCGUGGCUCAGAUGACAGCGACGAGCAGUGCCGUGAUGUGCCUGGACCUGGCAGCUAGUUUCAUGAAACAACCAGUGGACAAAAGCUACUUUGUUAAACUCUCCGGUUUGAACAAGACGACUUACCAAAGCUCCAUAAAGUCUUUGGAGUGUUUGCUGGGAGUGAACUCCAGACUGGAAAUGCGAGACUUAGCUGUGCAGUUCUGUUGCAUGGAGGCAGUGAGCACCGCUUCAAAAAUGCUACAGAGGUAUGAAUCUAGCCUCUCUGAAACACAGCAAAUGGACCUUGAUUUCUCAAAGCCACUGUUUACAACAGCUGCGCUAUUCACUGCAUGCAGGCAGCUGAAGCUAAAAGUAGACAAAUCUAAAAUGGUGGCUACAUCUGGGGUGAAAAAAGCAAUAUUUGAGCGGCUGUGCAGUCAACUGGAGAAGAUGUGUCAGCAACUCAACAAAGAUGAUAUUCCUUUGACUGCUGAAACACCUGAAAGCCUGCAGACCAACCUGGAGCGCUGUGAGAAGGAAAAUGAAUCUGAAGAUGAAGAAAUGCCAUGUAAACGGCCAAAGACUGAAACAAAUCAGGACUAUGAAGAAUGGAAAAAGAGAAUCCUGGAAAAUGCUGCUAAGGCACAAAAGACAAAUAGGAGUACUGCCUCUAAAGUGUCAUCUAGCAAUAUCACGGCUGCUUGCUCCUAAUUUUAACUCCCCUUCCACUCUAAUGACUUCCAGUAGCAUGUGGAACAGUGGUUGGCUAGUAGCCAGCUAGUUUUAUUUAUGAGAUAGUUUAAAAACUAUUUAAGAAUGUUGUUUUUAAUAAGUGGCACCAGAAUUAUGGUGGGUUUUUUACAAGAAUAAGCAUGUCUGAACAGUAGCCAGGCUGGUGCCUGAGCAGCUAUGGCAUUAGGUGGUAGGAUGGGCUUAAUUUCUCUCACUGCAAGCAGGUAACAUUUUAAUGCCAUGUUAAAUGUGAAUAAGUUAUAAAUUACUUGCCUUUGUGCCUCUGGCUGGAAAUAGUCAGUAAAAAUAGAGGAAAAGGAUUAACGAUGCCUUGUUAACAGCAAAAAAAAAAAAUAAGAACAGUUUAUCAAACUCUUUAAUUAUUGCCAAAGAAAUACUGUUCAAAUGCUGAAGUUAAAUUAGUUUUUAUAAUCUGUGUGGGACUGAAGCCUUUUGUACCUGUAAGGGGCCCCAAAUAUUCCAAGAAACAAUAAAGAGACCUAGGGAAGACUUUGUAUUAUGA
This is a messenger RNA of Rhea pennata, 1358 nucleotides long. It is a transcript of the gene ORC6, whose product is annotated as origin recognition complex subunit 6. The record is from RefSeq and is a predicted model, not a curated record. Gene Ontology annotation, cellular component: nuclear origin of replication recognition complex. The transcript has 7 exons. NCBI's taxonomy places the organism in Eukaryota, Metazoa, Chordata, Aves, Rheiformes, Rheidae. Gene Ontology annotation, biological process: DNA replication; DNA replication initiation. Gene Ontology annotation, molecular function: DNA binding. The coding region runs from base 11 to 814 and encodes 267 amino acids.